Drosophila mojavensis is the source of this 1238-nucleotide messenger RNA. RefSeq lists its product as uncharacterized. The record is from RefSeq and is a predicted model, not a curated record. The coding region runs from base 448 to 1116 and encodes 222 amino acids. The transcript has a single exon. Gene Ontology annotation, molecular function: transmembrane monodehydroascorbate reductase activity. NCBI's taxonomy places the organism in Eukaryota, Metazoa, Arthropoda, Insecta, Diptera, Drosophilidae.
ACUUAAUGUAUUUGAUACGGACAGGUGACUGAAUAUUAAAUUAACCAAGCAGCGUCAUAAGGAGUAGGACUGUCAUAAGUCUUAUAUACCCUUUCGAGCUUCCAGAAAGGGUAAAUGGUAUAAAUACGUUUUGCUAUCCAUGAAGAGACCCUAAGUUGUAUUUCCCUAUACACGAAAGCGGACGGCAAUGUGAAAGUUCAUUCAAAGAAAAAGCCAGUAUAAAACCGUAUUUCAAACUCGUGAAACAUCCAGAAAAAAUACAAAUAAUAAAUAAGUUCAUAUUAGUUUUGACUUCAAAGUGCAACUGUGAAAAGCGCUAAAAUAAUUUAGUGCUCGAAUAGAAGUAAAUCUCUUGAAAAACUCCUUAUACUAAGGAAAAGAAAAUAUUUAAUAAACACUUCAUAAAAAAUUCUUGGAAUCCUUGGAAUCAAAUAUAUCCCCCUCAAUAUGACCGUAGCAAAAAGCAAUUCCACUACCGUCCUGCAGCACAUCGAAGCUGGUCUCAACGUGCUCAAUCAGCUGUGCAUUGGAUUCGUCACAAUCUGGAUCUGCUGGAACUGCCUACGCACUGGUCUCUCUGGAAUCCGGCUGCACGUCUGGCUGGUGUCCUUUGGUUUUGUUUUCCUCAUGGCCGAGGCCAUGAUGUGCUUCUACGACGGCAACUGGCUGACUCUGCGCUACACUCGCAAGCGCAAGACGGCCAUCCAUGUGGUGCUGCAGAUACUCGGUGGCGGUAUGGGGGUAGCCGGCUGCCUGGUCCAACUGAUACGCGACAACUGGAGCAUUAGCGUCACCACCCACUCCCGGCUGGGAUUCGCCGCCUUCGUGCUGUGCCUCAUCUCUCUGCUCAGUGGACUGUCAGCAGUGCUGGCCCGUAGCUUGUCGAAGAUUUGUUCGCCGCUGGGCAACAAAACCUUCCACGUCCUGCUCAGCAUGGGCGCAUUUGUUACGGCCAUGUUGGCCCAGUUCUACGGCUAUACGCAAACCGGAAUAUUCAAAGGCCAAGGCGAGGAUUUCGUUAUCCUUAUGCAGGUCGCGACCCUCGUGUCAAUGGUCCUAACCUGCAUAGCACCGCUUAAGUCGCUAUAUCAGAAAGCUCUCAGUUUCGCCAGCUAAGAGGAGAAACGAUUAUGUUAAAUUUUAGACAUAAAUAAUGUUAAAUUUUAGAUAUAAAUAAUUUAAUUAACUGAGUAUAAUAUUAACUUAUAACUAGAAGAGAAAUAAAAGUAACUUUAAUA